Molecule: messenger RNA, 2270 nt
Organism: Populus nigra (black poplar)
Lineage: Eukaryota; Viridiplantae; Streptophyta; Magnoliopsida; Malpighiales; Salicaceae
Product: LEAF RUST 10 DISEASE-RESISTANCE LOCUS RECEPTOR-LIKE PROTEIN KINASE-like 2.1
Exons: 3
Coding region: 21-2000 (659 amino acids)
Biological process (GO): protein phosphorylation
Molecular function (GO): protein kinase activity; ATP binding; polysaccharide binding
Source: RefSeq, a predicted model, not a curated record
CUCACCCGUAAUCUCCAGAAAUGCAUCCACAUCUCCUUCAAACCAUCUCUUUACCUCUCACAGUAAUUACCAUCAUCAUUAUUGCAAUUCCAAUUUCUCUAUGUGAACCUGAUGAGCGAUAUCUAAGCUGCAGCAAGUCAUUUGAGUGUGGAAACAUUCAGAAUAUAACCUAUCCUUUCUGGGGAGUGAAUCGUCCUCAGUACUGUGGCUACCCAGGAUUUCAUCUUGAUUGCAGUGGUGACGCCCCAGUGAUUAAAAUAUCGGAAGUGGCCUACCAAGUCCUAGAGAUCAAAAGCAUGUCUCGAGUUCAUCUCAUUUCAACAGAGUACACAGACAACAUUUGUUCUAUCCCCCCUGUCAACUCCACUUUUGAUUCCGACCGUUUCAGUUAUGCUUCAAAUACUAAGAAUAUAAUGCUGUACUAUGGAUGUCCAACGAUUCCAAGUCAAUUUUUACCAACUUUAGGGCUAUCCUAUCAGUUCAGUUGCAACAUAAGCAGAACUGAUAUGGUAGGUUACUAUCUGACAAGGAACCUGAGCAUGUCAGCCACUGGUAGCUUUGCUGCUAACAUAAGCAGUUACCUGGAGUCAUGUAAUCACAGCGUUCUCAUUCCAGCAUAUGAAUCCGCUGUUCGAUCAAUAGAGAGCCAUCCAACUGCUGCAAAUUUGACAAAUGCUCUUCAUCGGGGUUUUUGGUUGCAGUGGACUGCAAAUGAUUCCUUGUGUAACAAAUGCAAAUUUUCUGGUGGGCAGUGUGGAUACAAUAACGAUUCUAGUAAAUUCACUUGCUAUUGUCAAGACCAGCCUUAUGCAACUACUUGCAAGAAAGGUAUGUCGUGUAACCUUUUAUUUUUUAACAAGAUACUUCUGCUCUGUCUCACAAUCAUUGUGCUAUGUUCUAGAAGAGGAUUAUCUAGAGGCCGGAUGACUAGCUUUUGGAGGCAGAAUGCUCAACAUAAUCUAAAUAUUGAAACGAUCAUUAUGAACUCGCAUUCUCUUACUCCAAAACGCUAUACAUAUUCAGAAAUUAAGAAAAUGACCAACUCAUUCGUGGAUAAACUAGGUCAAGGCGGAUUUGGAGGUGUAUACAAAGGAGAGUUACCGGAUGGCCGUCCUGUGGCAGUAAAAGUCCUGAAGAAUUCCAAAGGUGAUGGAGAAGAGUUUGUUAAUGAAGUUGUGAGUAUUAGUAGAACUUCUCACGUAAAUAUAGUUACCCUUUUGGGGUUUUGCUUUGAAAGGACUAAAAGAGCUUUGAUCUAUGAAUACAUGCCCAAUGGGUCUCUAGACAAGUUCAUAUAUCGUCAGACAUCUCUUCAUGGAAACCAUAAUUUACAAUGGGAAAAAUUAUAUGAAAUUGCUGUCGGCAUUGGUAGAGGUCUUGAGUACUUGCAUAGAGGUUGUAACACUAGGAUUGUUCAUUUUGACAUAAAACCUCACAACAUUCUCUUAGACACAGAUUUCUGUCCAAAAAUAUCUGAUUUUGGUCUGGCAAAGCUAUGCAAGAGAGAAGAAAGUAUGGUUUCAAUGACAGGUGCAAGAGGGACUGCAGGGUAUAUAGCUCCAGAAGUAUUCUGCAAAAACUUUGGAGGAGUUUCUUACAAGUCUGAUGUGUAUAGUUACGGGAUGAUGGUUCUUGAAAUGGUUGGAGGAAAAAGAAACAUUGAUAUCGGAGAAUCUCAAAGUAGUGAAAUAUUCCUUCCAAAUUGUAUGUAUGAAUCAGAAGAGGUGUCUAGUCUCCAUGGUGUUAUAACAGAUGAAACAGAAGAGACGAUAAAAAAGAUGGUUACGGUCGGUUUGUGGUGUGUUCAAACCAAUCCAUUAGAUAGACCAUCAAUGACAAAGGUUGUGGAGAUGUUAGAGGGCAGUCUUCAAUUCUUGCAAACUCCACCAAAGCCUUUCCUGUAUUCUCCGACAACAUCACUGGAAACGAACCUCACCGCAUCAACCUUAAGAGCAUGUGCAUUGUCACAAAAGGAAAGUGGCAUGGCUGCCAUUAGUUAAAGAAGCUUCAUAACAGGUACCCUAAUCAUGUUGUAAACCAUCACUUGAUUUCCAAUGAUUAAGUCAAUCAUUAUUGACUCUUGCUUAAAAUUUAAUAUGCUGGAAGUGUGAGCUUGAUCUGUCACUUUACUGGUCAACACUGGUCCACAUAGAAAAGAACACAGAUUUUAAUUUUUUCUGCAAAAAACAUUUUCCAGAAUCCUUCAACAUACUUCGGUUAUAUUUUUUGUCAUUGUAAAGCUUUUUUGAUGUACUUGUGAUGUAUAAUCU